AUGUCUUCGAGAAUCAGUCGAGGGCGCAAGCAGGCCAAGAAGGGGGUGCAGCUCACGAUUAUGGUUGUUGGCGCAUCCGGAACUGGCCGCACCACCUUCGUCAACACCCUCAUCGACCAGCCCCUGCUCCCUCACCGCUCCGCCUCGCUCCUCUCGGACCCUUCCAACCCGGGCUCGGCGCUCGACCCGAGCCUCGUCCGCCAGGCAGCGGGGGACGCGCACAACGAAGUGCCUAUCCAGAUCAAGACGCACUAUGUCGAGCUGGAAGAGGAUGGGGUGAGGAUUAGUUUGACGGUGGUGGAUACACCGGGGUUUGGGGAUGGGAUCGAUAAUGAGGCUAGCUUCGGCGAGAUCUCAUCCUACCUUGAACGUCAAUACGACGGCAUUCUCGCCGAAGAGUCCCGAAUCAAGCGGAACCCUCGGUUCAGGGACAACCGAGUGCAUGCCCUGCUGUACUUUAUCGCGCCGACCGGUCAUGCCCUCCGCGAGAUCGACAUUGAGCUGAUGCGCCGCCUCUCCCCCCUCGUCAAUGUCAUCCCCGUCAUUGGCAAGAGUGACACCAUGACCCCGACUGAGCUCCGCAUGUUCAAGAAGCGGAUCAUGGAAGACAUCGAGCACUACGGAAUCCCCGUCUACAACUUCCCAUACGACGUCGAGGAAGACGACGAGGAGACCAUCGCCGACAAUUCCGAAUUGCGCUCCUUGCUCCCCUUUGCGAUCGUCGGGUCAGAGGAGGAGAUCCUCAUGGGUGGCAACCCCGUCCGGGGGCGGCGAUACCCGUGGGGCAUCGUCGAGGUGGAUAAUACUAGCCAUUGCGAUUUCCAGCGUCUCCGGGGGGCGUUGUUCAUGUCUCACUUGACCGACCUCAAAGAGAUUACGCACGACUUUUUGUAUGAGAAUUGGAGGACGGAGAAGCUGUCGCGGUCGGUCGGGAACGGUGAUCCCGACUCGUCCAUCCUUCCCGAAGACAUGGCCAACCAGUCCGUCCGGCUCAAGGAAGAACAGCUCCGUCGGGAAGAAGAGAAACUCCGCGAGAUCGAGUACAAGGUCCAGCGCGAGAUCCAGAUGCGCAAGCAGGAACUCAUGGCCAAGGAGGAUAGCCUCAAGGUGCUCGAGGCGAGGUUGGCAGCACAGGGGAACGGGCGGGAUGGCUACUAG
Messenger RNA from Dioszegia hungarica, 1158 nucleotides. Its product is annotated as Septin-domain-containing protein. The record is from RefSeq and is a predicted model, not a curated record. Gene Ontology annotation, molecular function: GTP binding; GTPase activity; molecular adaptor activity. Bases 1 to 1158 code for a protein of 385 amino acids. Lineage: Eukaryota; Fungi; Basidiomycota; Tremellomycetes; Tremellales; Bulleribasidiaceae. Gene Ontology annotation, biological process: cytoskeleton-dependent cytokinesis. Gene Ontology annotation, cellular component: septin ring; septin complex; microtubule cytoskeleton. The transcript is spliced from 8 exons.